GUGCUGACGAAGUGCAAUCGUGCUCAUCGAAAGAUAACUGAGCAGUUUAGACUAUUUCGCUGUGAAAAGCCGCGAUUGCCUGCACAUUUGCAAGACAUGGUAGUGUGAAAGAGGGUGUAGCAUUCUUUUCUGUUGAUUUUUUCGAACAAUCAUCGUAUCCCGUCGGUUCCCUGCAUAUUGUCGAAAGUCGCAGGAUUCUUCUAAUUAGUUAUACAUUAGUCAUUGAGCUCAUUGUUGGGGAAGCAGCCGAGUGUCGUAGCUGUGAAACUACAGUCUUGAAUCUACAGUCGGGAAACAGUGGCCCUGAACGUCCAUUGAAGCUAGUAAAGAAACCAUCGAACCUAUCUCACUCGAAUAAAGAUGAUGGAUGGAAUGGAAGAAAACGGCUCCCCGAGGCAAACGGCUAGCCCAAUUACUGCCGCUCCCGAACCAAUUCAAUCCCGGCAAGGUUCUGUAGAAGGAGGCCCCACCGGUGGAUCAACCACUACAUUGCCUGAAAACUCUCUGCUAGUUGAUAUUUCCGAUGCACUGAGUGAGAAAGAGCGUGUGAAGUUCACUGUCCAUACGCGUACAAAUCUUCCCGGGUUUGAGAAAAGCGAUUUUCUAGUCGUCCGACAGCACGAAGAAUUCGUCUGGCUGCACGAUCGCUUCGAAGAGAAUGAAGAAUAUGCGGGCUACAUCAUACCACCGUGUCCACCGCGGCCCGACUUUGAUGCGUCGCGUGAGAAGCUUCAGAGGCUCGGCGAGGGCGAGGGCAACAUGACCAAGGAGGAAUUUAAAAAGAUGAAACAAGAGCUCGAGGCCGAGUAUUUGGCCACCUUUAAAAAAACGGUUGCAAUGCACGAGGUGUUCCUAACUCGUCUUGCCUCUCACCCGGUGUUCCGGGAAGAUUCGCACCUGAAGGUGUUUCUCGUGUACGAUCAAGAUCUGUGCGCAAAGAUGAAGAAAAAGAUCGAUAUUUUCGGCGGGUUGGUAAAGAGCAUUGGCAAGACGACCGAUGAAAUCUAUCUCGGUGCGACGGUGAAGGAUGUGAAUGACUUCUUCGAACAUGAGUUACAAUUUUUGGGCGAAUACCACGGCCAUUUAAAGGAAGCUGCGAUACGCACCGAAAAAAUGACCAACAAACAUAAGGAUGUUGCCGAUUCGCAUGUGCGUAUCUCGAGUCAGCUGCUCGGCCUGUCCACCGCCGAGCACGGUUCGAUGGAGAAGUUUUUGGCCAAAACGGCGGACAUUUUCGAGAAAAUAAGAAACAUGGAAGGACGCGUAGCCAGUGAUCAGGAUCUCAAGCUUGGAGAUACGCUACGGUACUACCAACGGGACAGUAAUGCAGCGAAGGCGCUACUCAUACGCCGAUUGCGCUGCCUGACUGCGUACGAAGCGGCUAAUCGGAACCUAGAGAAGGCGCGAGCAAAGAACAAGGAUGUCCAUGCGCCGUUGGAAGUGCAGGAGGCGGAAAGUGCUCAGGCACAAGCAUGUGAAAAGUUUGAAUCCAUGUCGGCCCGUGGUAAGGAGGAACUGGUCAGCUUUAGACUACGCCGCGUUGCUGCCUUUAAGAAGAGCUUGACCGAACUGGCUGAAUUAGAGAUCAAACACGCGAAAGCGCAGUAUGAUUUUCUCCGCCAAUCACUGCUUUCCCUCCAAGAGUUGGUGUAAAUCUAUGCUGAGCGGGAAAAUCAAAUAGAAAGGAGUAACAAUACAAAUGAACCGUUGCCGUCUGUGUGGAACAAUAUUUCUAUUAUAUUGCCCGGCGAACCGUCGAAAAACGAAUAUCCGUGCUGCAUUUGCCUGCGGCUGGGAAGGAUCUAAAUCGAAUUAGAGCAACAAGUAGAUCCGUUCGUAUCAAACGGCCUCUGGAAAAGGUAGCAAAUUGGAGGGGAAAACGAGCAUGUAAUAUAAACAUCAUCGUUUGCAGACCACGUUAGAAGUUAUUACCAUAAAUUACGUUGAUACAUUCUGCUGUUGGCUGUUUAGAUAAGAACAAAGUAAAAAAAAACGUUGGUGCGAAGUAUUUUUAUAAUAUAUUUGCUCUUGAUUUGUUA
Anopheles coustani is the source of this 2039-nucleotide messenger RNA. It is a transcript of the gene Snx6, whose product is annotated as sorting nexin-6. The coding region runs from base 361 to 1653 and encodes 430 amino acids. Gene Ontology annotation, molecular function: phosphatidylinositol binding. The record is from RefSeq and is a predicted model, not a curated record. NCBI's taxonomy places the organism in Eukaryota, Metazoa, Arthropoda, Insecta, Diptera, Culicidae. Gene Ontology annotation, biological process: phagosome-lysosome fusion involved in apoptotic cell clearance. The transcript has 7 exons.